AUGAAAUUUAAUUGGACAUCCGAUGAAGCCACAACGUUAGGCAUUACUUUCACAAAUAAUGAAAAGGAUACAGUUCUUAAAAACAUACUACCUAAAUUACAGAAUUUUAAAAACUGCUUAAAAUCAUGGCAUCAUCGUAAACUUACACUAAUCGGAAAAAACACAGUAUUGAAAACGUUUGCACUUCCUAAAUUAAUAUAUGUAUUAACAGUUCUCCCAAAUCCACCAAACGAUGUUAUUAACGAUAUAAAAUCAGCAAUAUUUAAUUUCAUAUGGGACGGUAAGCCUGAUAAAAUAAAAAGAACUCAGUUAAUUCAAUCUGUAGAAAAUGGAGGUAUCCAAUUAACGAACAUUGACUCAUUCUUGAAUGCAAUCAAAUGCAGCUGGGUUAAAAGAUACCUAGAUAAUACCAAUACGAGUAAAUGGAAAUUAUUCUACCAGAAAAUCCUUAAAAAAUAUGGUGACUCCUUACUCUUUGAAUGUAACAUCAGCAAUACUAUCUUACAUGAAAUUGCAAACGAAAACAUAUUUCUGUCUGAUGUUCUAUCAGCGUGGAGUGAUGUCACUCAUAACUUAGAAACCCAAACCAGCAGUAAAACAAUUUUAUGGAACAAUAAAGACAUAACUUCAAACAAUAAGACGUUUUUCUAUAAAGAUUGGUUUGAACAAAGCAUUAAAUAUGUCGACCAAUUAUAUGACUACAGAAUUAAGGAUUUCUACUCUUUUGAUAAUAUAUGCUACAUAUACGGAAUACCUUCAAAUAAUUUUCUGAAGUACUACACACUAAUCAAAAGCAUACCCAUACAUAUUAAAUCUGAAAUCAAUACAAAUAAUACACCAUGUUCUCAAACAACAUUUGUAGAAAACAUACUUGGAAGAAAAAACAAAACAAAUAAAAUAUUUUACACACUACAAAUUAAAAACCCUACAGAAAACUCCAAAAUCCAAAAAAAAUGGCAAGACCUUUUUGUAGAAAAUGAACUUAAUUGGAAACACAUAUUUACCAUACCAUAUAAAGCAACCAUUGAAAGCACACUGAGAAAUUUUCAAUAUAAAUACAUCCAUAGAAUUAUAGCUACAAAUAAAUAUCUCUUUAAAUGCAAAUUAUCUAACUCAAAUCUGUGUGACUUCUGCAGUGAAAACAUUGAAACUAUAGAACAUCUUUUUUGGGAGUGCAAACACAUCCAGCCUAUUUGGAAUCAAUUAAUAUAUUUUCUUGAACAACAGCAACUAAACGUUAAACUAUCUUUUUUAAAUGUAAGUUUCGGAAUUAACUCAUUGAAAUCAAUAGACGGUAAUAAUAUUGUGAAUUUUAUGGUUAUAUUGAUGAAAUAUUUUAUCUUAAACAUGAAGUACAAAAAACAAGUACCAAAUUUUAAUUGUUUUGUCCAUAGUCUUAAACUUAAAAUCCAGAUUGAGAAAGAAAUAGCCCGCAGUAAUGACACAUUACAAAUCUUUGAACAAAAAUGGAAUCGGAUUAAAUUCUCAUAAUGUUUUGUCCACUUAUAUACAUUUCACUCUAAUGUUAGUUUAUCUUUCUAAAAUAGUUUUGUUUAUUUUUUUUUCAAUUUGAAAAGAUCAUUGUGAAUAUAAAACAAAACACACAAGUCCAGUAUGCUUUCUUCCGACUUUAUACAACUCAUAAUUUUUCAUAACUAUUCCUCUGUUGUUCUUUUCUUUUCUCUCUAAAAAUAUAUAUAUAUUAGCAUAUCU
Messenger RNA from Dreissena polymorpha, 1713 nucleotides. RefSeq lists its product as uncharacterized. The transcript is spliced from 2 exons. Bases 1 to 1491 code for a protein of 496 amino acids. Lineage: Eukaryota; Metazoa; Mollusca; Bivalvia; Myida; Dreissenidae. The record is from RefSeq and is a predicted model, not a curated record.